AUGCCUUCAAAGCGAAAUAUAAGAAUCGGAAACGUCUCUGGCGCCACGGGCGACAACUGGACAGCCAUGUCGCGCAUGGUUGCCGGCGGCGCCGUGGAUGUCAUCACCGGAGACUGGCUCUCUGAGAUGAACAUUGCCUGGAACGCGAUUGCGAAAGCCGCGGACCCGGAUCUAGGGUACGAGGCUGGCUUUCUCACGCAACUGGAGAGCUGCGUAGACGACGUGGCCGCAAAGGGACUAAAAGUCAUUACUAACGCUGGCGCCUUGAACACAGAGGCUCUGAAGAAGAAGGUGCAGGAGAUGUGUGUAGAAAGGGGGCAGGAGGGCCUCGUUGUUGCCAGCGUCGUGGGUGAUGACAUUUCACAUUUGUUGAAAGGGAAGGGCCGCGAAGAAAUCAAGAAGCAAUUUCGGCAUCUGGAUCACUGGAAUGUCCACUUGGGUAUCGUCGCUGCGUUGAACGCAGGGGCUGAUAUUAUUAUCUGCGGUCGCGUCACCGAUGCAAGUGCUGUGAUAGGAGCUGCCACGUGGUGGUACGGAUGGAAAGAAGAUUCCUUUGACCAACUUGCUGGAGCUCUGAUUGCAGGCCACCUGAUUGAAUGUGGACCUUACGCAACAGGAGCCAACUUUUCUGGCUUCAGAGGCUAUCUUCCGCAACUCGUAGACUUGCCCUUUGGCAUUGCCGAAAUCCUCCCAAAUGGCGAGUGCUUCAUUACGAAGCCGGAAGGCACAUCUGGGACCGUUAACAAGUACAAUAUUACCGCACAGCUGUUAUACGAAUUGCAAGGAGAGUUAUCCUUGAAUCCGGAUGUUGUGGCAGAUAUCUCAAAGGUCUCUAUCGAGAAUACGCUCGAGAUGAUGAAGACUCAGUUGAAAUAUAUGUUUAAGGACAGCAAUUUCAGCAAACUAUUAAUUGAACUAUAUGGUGCCCCAGCAUCCGACCCAAAAUCUCAACAGGAGGGCACUUGUUUUCUGAGGGUAUUUGUGCAGGCACGGAACCUGGCAGACGUUUCGGCAACCAAAUUCAAAGAUAUUGUUUAUGCAUUGCGGAUGCAAAGCUAUCCAGGCUACCACAUGAACCUCAAUUUCCGAACCAUGGAUCCGAAGCCCUUCAUGGAAAUCUUCCCUUCUAUCAUCCCUCUUUUUGUCAUCAACCACCAAGCUGUGAUUGGAUCAAAAGUCACCGACAUCCCUCCACCAACCACGACUGCACAAUACUGCAUUGUCAGACUAUCAUAUGAAACGAGCAACGUGAUGCCGCCCAGCUGUUUUGGUGGGUCCCGAAGAGCACCCCUGGGUAGCAUUGUGCAUGCUCGCUCCGGGGAUAAGGCAAACAAUUCGAACAUUGGCUUCUUCGUCCGACGCGCAGAUGAAUAUACCUGGUUGCAGAACUUCCUGACCGUGGAUCGGUUGAAAGAUCUUUUCGGAGACGACUGGAAAAGGGGGGAUAGUGGCAGGAGAGUUGAGCGUGUUGAGUUCCCCAAUAUUCUCGCUGUUCAUUUCCGUGUACUCGAUUUUCUAGAUGGUGGCAUCGCUAGCAGCUCCCGGGUCGAUGGCCUGGGGAAAGGGAUUGGGGAGUUCUUGCGGAGCAGAGUGGUUGACGUCCCGGUGAAGUUUUUAGAGCGUGGAUGGAUAUAA
Messenger RNA from Hyaloscypha bicolor E, 1635 nucleotides. RefSeq names its product DUF1446-domain-containing protein. The record is from RefSeq and is a predicted model, not a curated record. Lineage: Eukaryota; Fungi; Ascomycota; Leotiomycetes; Helotiales; Hyaloscyphaceae. The transcript has 6 exons. Bases 1 to 1635 code for a protein of 544 amino acids.